AGAAAGUCCAUUUGAUACGAUACGAUGCGAUCUGAUAGAAGAUGCUUAAUGGCCUGUGUGGUGGCCUCUCUAUUUUUAUAUUUUUAUUGUUUUAAUUGUCGACGACCCAGCGAAACCCCACACAUCAUCCACUCAACUCAUCCACUACGUCCACUACGUCCACUACCUUCACACGUCCACAUAUAUACUACACACGUCCGCGUCCACUUCGUCUACUCCGUUCCGUACAUGGCUCCACUUACCAUUAGUUCUUUGCCUAUCUACCAACCCACCAUCUGUGCACUUACACGUUGUGUACCUAUAGUUGACUCGUACACAUAUACCCUCUUUACUACCUAGCGUUUCUCUUCAUCCUCUCUUUGUGUCGCACCUACCACCGUAUUACACCGUAUUCCGAGACUUCUAACGCCGACGUUGUAACGCAGGCCCCAUGAUGUCGUCUGGUCCUCACCACCAGGUCCCCCUGACCCAGGCGCAAAUCGCCCAACAACAACAACAAGCCGCCAUUCAAGUCGAGAUGGCCAAGAGGCGUAGUCGCAAGCCAACCGAUAAGAACCUUCCCGACAAUAUUGACGAUUGUAUCAUCGGUGAAAUGUCUGCCAGAUAUCGGGAGCUUAGGGACUAUGAGAGAAGACUUGAUGCGACUAUGACGAGGAAGCGUCUCGAUAUUGUCGAUUCGGUUAAUCGAAGUGUAAAGCGAUGGAAGACGCUCCGAAUCUGGAUUACUAACACGGCGGAAGACCAAGUCUGGCAGGGGAAUAGCAUUGUCGAUACCUUCGAUUUCAGCUCUAAUCUCGAACCGACAUAUCGCGUUAAAAUCGAGGGGCGAUUGUUGGACGAUGACGAUGAUCUUGAUAAGGAUGAUGAUGAUGAUGAUGAUGAUGGUGACGAUAGCGAAGACCCAAAGGCCAAAUCUGAGGAUGCUGAUCGCAUGGACGAGGACCCGAAACCAAAGACUCCAAGAUCUCCCAAAUAUCGAUUCUCUCAUUUUUUCAAGGCAUUGAAUGUAGACUUUCCUGCCAACCGCAAGGGUAUCGACCAAGCUGUCGAAUGGAAGAAGCCAGAGCGUGCCGGUCCUACGUCGAAUCUUUCUGCCGCAGCUGAUUUUGAUGAAUUGACGUUCAAGCGCAACGGGGAUGAAAAUCUCAACAUCACGAUCAAUCUAUAUCGUCACGAGGAACCCGAACGAUACGCCAUCAGCCCUGAUUUGGGAGACAUUAUCGAUUUGACCGAAGCUACGCGCCAGGAGAUUGUGAUGGGUAUCUGGGAAUACAUCAAGCUGAUGGGAUUGCAAGAAGACGAAGAAAAGCGCAAUUUCCGUUGCGACGAUCUUUUAAGAAAGGCCUUCGGUAUCGAAGUGGGCUCGAUUCCCAAGCUCCACGAGUAUAUCACACCGCACAUAAAGCCCCUUCCACCGGUCAAGCUUCCUUAUACCAUUCGACUUGACGAAGAAUUCCACAAAGACCCGCAACCUACCGUAUAUGAUGUCCGUGUCGCUGUAGAUGACCCUCUACGAGAGAAGAUGCUCUCAUUCUUGAGUAACGCUGGCUAUGCCAGCAUGCUCAAGGAAGCCGCAUCUCUUGAUGAUCACCUUGCUACCAUUAUCCAGGCAGUCCACGUCUCUAAGGCCAAGCACGCUUUCUUGACGUCCCUUAGUGAGGAUCCUGCUACUUUUGUUAAGGAUUGGUUAAGUUCCCAGAAACGCGACCUGGAUAUUAUCAUGGGAGAGGCGAGGGGUAUCGGUGAAGAUACUACUGGUGAUGAGUGGAGAAAGGGAGGCAAAGAUAGUAUCUGGUCUACCGUCAACGCUCGCGAAAGUGUCACCGUUAUGUUGGCAAAGCAGCCCUUUACGUUGCAGCGAUAGAUUUCGCCGCGGAAAUUAUGGAGUCUAGGAUCGAUAAGAGGGAGCGGCUGUGUCCAGGUGGGAACCUGCCUAUGGCGUAUGGCGUGUUGGUUAUAUCCGAAUACUUUCAACCGGACUUGUAAUCGCUAGGGGUGGAAAUAAGGGGGUUUUAAGGCUUUUUACAAAAGGGCAGUAUAUCCUGUAUUAGUAUACCGGUCUCUAGGGCACACGUCAAAGUAUUACACAUUUCCCGGAAAUGAGUGCGUUUUUGACCAAAAGAAAAUGCGAUUGCAUUUGAAUUC
Messenger RNA from Hypoxylon trugodes, 2145 nucleotides. Its product is annotated as putative SWI-SNF complex subunit. Gene Ontology annotation, cellular component: SWI/SNF complex; nucleus. The transcript is spliced from 3 exons. NCBI's taxonomy places the organism in Eukaryota, Fungi, Ascomycota, Sordariomycetes, Xylariales, Hypoxylaceae. The record is from RefSeq and is a predicted model, not a curated record. The coding region runs from base 431 to 1864 and encodes 477 amino acids. Gene Ontology annotation, biological process: regulation of transcription by RNA polymerase II.